CGAUCUUGUAAUUUAUUUAUUGAUCCAGAAUAGAAAGAGAAAAAGCGAAAACAAUUAACACCAUUUAACCCAUGUACGGCCCACGCAAGAGAUCCAUUUCCACCGCCUUACCAACACCGACAGACUCGGUCGGCGAUGAUCUUUGUAUACCACCUAAAAGACGAAUUCGGCCGAUCAUCGUAUGUUUACGGUGCAAGCAGCAAAAACUCAAAUGCGAUUUGGAAAAACCCUGUGGGGCAUGCAAGCGGGCACUCCUAGGGAACGAGUGCGUGUAUAAUCCUUUCCCCAGCGAGACGGAGCAAACUAAGCGGCGGGACGUUGAGCACAGACGAGAUGGCUCUUCCGGCAAUGAAAGUACGAAUGUGUUGGAGAACAGAGUGAAGCAACUGGAGAAGCAAGUCUCCGACCUAUUGGCGCAACCUUCCCAUUCGCAAUCACCUAGCAUACAAUCCCACUCUAGCCCUAAUGCCACCGCUGACGACUGCUGGCGUUCCCUUCUCUCUUCUCUCCCACCGCUUCCAGGAUGCGAAGAAUUUCUUGAGCAUUUUGCUCAAUUUGACAUCAUGUUUGGUACGACACAUAUGCCGUCCUUCAGACGGCGGGCGCUGGAUGUGCUGAGCCGACUACCUGGUCAUGUCGAUAUUAGAGAAGGCUCGUUAUUGUGCGGUGUAUUCGCUGCCCUGGCUAUCGGGGCGAGAUACACCAAAAAGAUCCCCGGAAAGAUAGAGAUCCCUCCGGAAACCCAACAUGUGGAUUUUGAUGAUCUUUAUAAUCGGGUAAUGCUUUUCAUCGAGAGUAAAUCUGGCAUAGACCAUAUCUGUUUGGAUUAUGUCCAUGCGCUUCAUCUGCAAGUCAUACGGUAUCUGUAUGAUAAAGGCACUUCAGUAGCACAGUCGUGGAUCUGGAUGGGGAAAGUGCUCCAUGCGGCAUUGUAUCUUCAACUGGAGAGGGAACCGACAGAAUUAGAUCCCAAGAUUGAUCCCUUCGAAGCGGAAAUGAGGAGACGGGAAUGGUGGCAGAUAGUCAUUUCAGAUGGCUUACUAGCAAACAAUCUGGGUGUCAAAUCCAUGGUAUCUUCCAUUGAAACCACCGUUCGACUGCCGGAAACUAUGCCCGAUGAUUCCCUUGACGGAUCCUCGAGAAGCUUCUCUGCCGAUGUCAUGCCCGAACGGUCGUUCAUCAGUGCCAAAAUUCGCUUCAUUCCUACCCUCUCAAAGAUCAAUGAGCUCAGAAGAAAAUACGAUAACGAGCCUCCUGUUGUAAAACUUGACGAAUGUCUUCAAGAAUUAGACAGCUACACAGACUCACUCGAACCGCAUCUUCGAGUAGACCGCGUUCCUGGGAUCAACGAACCCCCCUGGGUCUAUCCUCGGGCUUGUGUCAUAUCGAUGGGCACAGAUUACCUCGCGCUGCAACUAUUACGCCCCGUCAUGCGCUCUGAAUGUCCGGGUAUUCGUACAUAUGCUUCUGUCAACGCCCUCCUUCGUGCCCGUAACCUCAUCAUCACCUCGAAAUCAUAUAUCAAUCACCUCCUUUUCAGAUGGUCUGAUGGUCAUGCUCUCAACCUCUGGACAUUUGGAGUCAAAGUCUUCAACUCGGGGGUCGUCAUGGCUUUUAGUCUUUUAUCAUCCCAUGAUGCAGAGCAUGAGUAUACUAUCCCCAGGGAUGAGAGGCUGGGGCAUCUGGACACAGCAAUUGGGGCAUUAGGGAUGAUGACCAGUGAAGAAGUAGAGGGAGGUCUGAAUUUUAGGGCUUUGCAAGGGUUGAGGGCGUUGCGCGCAAGAGCUGUCGCUGAUGAUCAACACCAGGAUCAGGUAGAUGACGAAGCAGUUACCGAUCCGUAUACAGAGAGAGACGUGACGAUGCCUGAUCGUCCUGGCAGGGUCGUAGACCAGGGGACGGAAAAAUAUGAUGUAGACAAUCAGGACUGGAUAUUCCCUCCUGAUCUGAAUUGGAGUGACUGGGAAUCAUUUGAAUCCAUGCUCUGGCAAUAGAUACUUAUUUACUUAGAACUUAGAAGGCAUCGUACAUUACGUAAUACUGUG
Messenger RNA from Cryptococcus deneoformans JEC21, 2045 nucleotides. RefSeq lists its product as hypothetical. Gene Ontology annotation, biological process: DNA-templated transcription; regulation of DNA-templated transcription. Lineage: Eukaryota; Fungi; Basidiomycota; Tremellomycetes; Tremellales; Cryptococcaceae. The record is from RefSeq and is a predicted model, not a curated record. Gene Ontology annotation, molecular function: zinc ion binding; DNA-binding transcription factor activity, RNA polymerase II-specific; DNA binding. The transcript is spliced from 3 exons. Bases 72 to 1994 code for a protein of 640 amino acids.